Coregonus sp. 'balchen' is the source of this 1670-nucleotide messenger RNA. The record is from the annotation of a GenBank genome assembly. NCBI's taxonomy places the organism in Eukaryota, Metazoa, Chordata, Actinopteri, Salmoniformes, Salmonidae.
AUUCAAAACAACCGUGAGCAACUCCAACUCUUUUGUCUGGAGGAUAAACAACCCAUAUGUGUGGUGUGUCAAAAUUUGAAAAAGCACAAGAGUCAUGACCACUGCCCAAUACAUGACAUUGCACAGUAUCGUAAGGUAGUUGAUAAUAUAGAACACUUCUUCAGAUGGUGAAAUUGAAUGUAUUUGAUAAUUCACUGUUUUACACCCAACUUCUAUGUUGUUUCAUUAAAGGAGGUUAAGACUGCACUGAAGCCCUUACAGGAGAAGCUGAAGGUCUUCAAUGACGUUAAACGGACUUGUGAUCAAACAGCAGAACACAUUAAAGAAAGAAUACAGAGUGAUCGCAGCCACAGUUCCACCCUGUGGUAUUAUGGAUGAUAAAAUGAUGAUUGGUGUUACUAUCAGACACAUUCUUAUUUGCUAUCUACAGAGCCAGGCUCAGCACACAGAGAGGCAGAUCAAGGAGGACUUUGAGAAGCUUCACCUGUACCUACAAGAGGAAGAGAAGGUCAGGAUAGCUGUACUAAGGGAGGAAGAGAAGCAGAAGAGUCAGAAGAUGAAGGAGAAGAUUGAAGAGAUGAGCAGAGAGAUAUCAUCACUUUCAGACACAAUCAGAGCCAUAGAAGAGGAGCUGGGAGCUGAAAGCAUCUCAUUCCUACAGGUAAGGACAACUGUACUUUUCAUAUUUUAUAGAGAGCAUUCUUCACCAGGUCUUUGUUCUAAGUUUGUUAUAACCAAAAUACUUGGUAUAAUAAGAGAUGGAUAGAAAUUGAUUUAGUUUAUCUGCAGCACUACAGGGCCACCUUGGAAAGGUAAGUGAUCUGCCUCCGGUCUCUCUUUUCUCAGUGGUUCUGUAUCCAACCCCACUGACUCCUUACUGUUCUUCCAGAACACACUGCACACAGCCGGACUGUGAGAGGGUUUCAGGACGACUGAUUGAUGUAGCAAAGCACCUGUGAAACCCACAGUAUAGAGUCUGGGAGAAGAUGCAGGGAACAAUUCAAUACAGUGAGUAUUAGAUACAAUUGGGAUAAAACGUUACCGCAACUAACAUUUUCCUAUUCAGAAAACAAGAAAUAUGCUUAGUGAAUGAAAUUUAGGCUGAAUAAUAAGAUUAUGUCCCUACCUCAAUUUUAAUUUCAUUAUGGUAUGUUUGUGUUGUCUCUGUUCAGCUCCAGUGUCUCUAGACCCCAACACUGCAAACCCACAUCUAAUAUUGUCUGAUGAUCUAACCACAGUGAUAAACAGUGAUGAGAUACUUCAACUUCCUGACAACCCAGAGAGAUUUGAUGACUAUACAAUGGUCCUGGUCUCUGAGGGCUUUAACUCAGGAACACACAGCUGGGACGUUGAGGUUGGGGACAGUACAGAAUGGAUCGUCGGUGUGAUCACAGAGUCUUGCCGGAGGAAGGGAGACAUCGGCAUGUGUAGAGGAUCCUGGGGUGUGGUUUUUAAUGGAUAGGUAUGUAACACAUGCUCUAAUGGUGCCACUUGUUCACAGACUCGAGCUCCUAACAGUGAGACAGAAACCCAAGAGGGUCAGAGUGCAGCUGGACUGGUACAGAGGAAUGCUGUCAUUCUCUGACCCAGAUAAUAACAUACAUUCACACACACUUUCACUGACAGAGUCUUUCCAUACAUCAGGAAUGGUUGUACUCUCCAUCCUCUGA